Molecule: messenger RNA, 408 nt
Organism: Racocetra persica
Lineage: Eukaryota; Fungi; Glomeromycota; Glomeromycetes; Diversisporales; Gigasporaceae
Source: the annotation of a GenBank genome assembly
UGGAUAUUUGGAGAUCGAAGAACAAGACUCAGUAUUUCACAUUUAGAAGCAAUUGCUAAAGUUUGUGCAUUUUACUAUACAAAUAUUAAGAAAGAAUUGCAUUUUUAUGGUGGUGAAUUACUAGAAUGUGACUUGAAAGACAGUGUAAAUGGAUCCACCAUUAAUGCAAGUCAAUUGGAAACUAUUGAUCAAAAUGUUAAUGAAGUUUUCAAGCAUAUUUCCGAACCUUAUCAACUACAACUGGAUAGUAUCGAUGAUACAAAUUUAUCAAUUGAGGAAGCUAUUGAUGUUUCAAGUCCAUUAUUUAUUGGUAAUAAUGACUCAUUUAUUGAGGAGCAAAGUAGAACAUCAGACAAUAGCAUACAACGAAUAGGUGUGGAAAAUACUAAUUACGAUCCUGCAAGCGUA